Molecule: messenger RNA, 534 nt
Organism: Pseudocercospora fijiensis CIRAD86
Lineage: Eukaryota; Fungi; Ascomycota; Dothideomycetes; Mycosphaerellales; Mycosphaerellaceae
Exons: 1
Coding region: 1-534 (177 amino acids)
Cellular component (GO): extracellular region
Source: RefSeq, a predicted model, not a curated record
AUGCUCUCCAUCAAGAACAUCCUCCUCUUCACCUCCACCGCCUCAGCCUUCGUCCUCCCAGAGCUAGUCGAGCGUGACGCCAAAGCAACCCAACAAAACCUUACCACCAUCAACACCGACACCGAGACCUUCACCCAAAAGGUCAACAACUACGUCGGCGGCCCCACCAUCCUCGACGUCAACCAAGCCCAGAACACUCUAAACGACGACAUCAAGUCCUCCACCACCUAUGCCCAGAAAAGCGGCGCCAACUCCGCCUCCGAGGCCCAGUCCCUCAUCGAUUACAUCGAUAACACUCUCGAGCCGAAUAUCAAGAAGGCGAUGAAUGCUAUGAAGAGUAAGAAGGAACAGUUCCAGAAAGAUGGGUAUGGCCAGAAUGCGCUCGAUGGUCUUAAGAAUACGAAGAAUAAUACUGAUAGCCUUGGUGCUGCGCUGGCGAACAAUACUCCCAGCAGCAAGACUUCGGCUGCGAAUGCCGCCCAGGCGAAGAUUGAUGCGGAUUUUGAUGAUGCGAUUUCUUACUUCUCCUCGUAA